Molecule: messenger RNA, 1458 nt
Organism: Botrytis sinoallii
Lineage: Eukaryota; Fungi; Ascomycota; Leotiomycetes; Helotiales; Sclerotiniaceae
Exons: 4
Coding region: 1-1458 (485 amino acids)
Source: RefSeq, a predicted model, not a curated record
AUGAUAAUCAAUACUCUGCCCGAAGAUGGAAAAUACGCUUUUAUAACCUCGACUCCUUCUUAUUCGGCAAAAGGGAAGCAGGAGACAAAGACCCUAGUGCGAAAACAUGUGAUGCGUCCAUUCAUGAAACAAAAUCGGCCAAAAAGGGCAAAUGGUCUGAAAAGCAUUGCGCCAAGGUCUUUUGUUGGUACGUCACCACUGCAGAAAUCUAUCCCACACGCGAAUAGAGAGGAGGUAGACACAGAAGCAGAAGUAGGAAGCGAAGUUCUAAUGGGUUUGCAAACCAAUUCGAUGGUUCUACUGGGAAAUGGCCGUGUGAAUCCCUUUCAAGCAUGGCCAGUUAAGAUGGAUACUCAAGAGCAUGAGCUGGUGUAUCACAUCUGGGAUCCAUCACAAUGCUUCCAGCCAUUCAGAGACUUCUGGUUCACGCUCGGUACAAACGAUUCUGCAGCAAUGCACUUGAUGUUGUCUAAUGUUGUCCUACACCUCAAUACCCUUAAAGGAAAUCGAGACGAGGAUCGUGAUUCGAUUAUGUACCAUCUCUCGGCUGUCAGAUCCGUAAAUCGAAGAUUAGCACAUUUUGCGGUGGAAAAUUCAGAUGGAAUUCUGGGAGCUAUACUUGGCUUUAUGUGCCACGACCAUCUUCUCUCUAAUCCGGAGAGGUGGAAGAUCCACCAGGCUGGCUUCUAUAAAAUAUUGGGUCUGCGAGGCGGACUAUCAAGUAUCGAAAAUAUCCCACCAAUGCGACUGUCUUUGUUUUGGAUUGAACAUAAUAUGUCUAGCGACUUGGACGUAGUUCCUCUUUCUCCUCCACCUGUUCAAUAUCUUACGAAUCCUUAUCUUCCAAGGUAUCAGACUGAGGGCGAAGCUUAUUUUCUUAGCAUCUGUGAGCACUCUGAUAUCUCAUCUUUUCUUUCUGUGGGUAUACUCGAUAUCAUGAAGCAGUUGAGUAUCCUCACAGUCACGAUAGCUCGUGAGAAUGAAAAGAGAAAUCUAUCGAAAGAUGCGCAAUUUCUUUGGGGGGACCAGAACUUUGCUGGUCUGUGCGUCUAUCCGAUCUUGUCGAGACUUUUAACUAUACAGAAAGAGCCGAAGCAUAAUAUCGAAGAGUUGUGUAGGAUUGGCGGGCUUCUGUUCAUUGCGCAGACAAGAAGAUGGUUCGGCGUCGCGCCCGUAUUGACCAACGUGUUUAUCACCAAGCUGCGUCGAAUACUGGAGAGCGAUGGCGACAUCUGGAAUACCAAGGCGAAGAGUCUAAGAGUAUGGACUCUCGUUAUGGCUGGCUGCACAGCUAAUACAGAGGAUGAGAAAGCUUGGGUAGCUGAAACCCUCAAGCGGGAUGUCUUUGAUUGGUCCGAGUUGGAGGACGUGAAGAAUAUGUGGUGGAUAGAUGAAAUAUUCCAGGUUGGGCUGUUGAAUAUCGAGACAGCCUUUUAUUCACUCCAGGAGAUUAAGUAA